Messenger RNA from Bradysia coprophila, 744 nucleotides. RefSeq lists its product as uncharacterized. The record is from RefSeq and is a predicted model, not a curated record. NCBI's taxonomy places the organism in Eukaryota, Metazoa, Arthropoda, Insecta, Diptera, Sciaridae.
AUGUUGCCAGAUCAAGACUACAACCCCAGCCAAUGGAAUCAUUUGAAAGGACUGACCUGGGCAGACCCUAAGUUCUACGCAAGGGGUAAUGUGGACAUUCUAUUGGGAAUGGACGUCAUUGUCGAAAUUAUGAAGUCAGGGUUCGUGAAGGGACAAGAAGGGCAACCAAUCGCACAGGAAACAAAAAUUGGAUGGAUAAUGUCCGGAAAAAUUGAUCGACAGUGGCAGUCGCAGGCCGUGAAAUGUUUGGUCAGUACAUUGGAUAAAAGGGAAGAUUGUGAAGAAAAAAUUGAUCUGACGAAAUUCUGGGAAAUCGAGGAAUUGCAUCCAGAACGAGAAAUGACGGCCGCAGAACAAGAAUGUGAAAAUUUCUACACCAGCACCAUCAAAAAGGAUACAGAUGGGAAAUAUAUAGCAAAAAUUCCAUUCAAAGCAGACAUGGGUCCAGAAACGUUGGGGAAUUCCAGAGGAAGUGCAUGGCUAGAUUCCUGCAGUUGGAAAAAACGAUUCGCUCAGGAUCCAACAUUGAAAGAAGAGUACACAAAGGUAAUUAGGGAAUAUUUAUCCUUGGGCCACAUGAAAGAAGUGACAAAGCUCAGCCCAGAGAAAAAAUUGUAUUUCAUACCGCAUCAUGCCGUUGUAAAACCAGAUAGUCUAACAACCAAAUUGAAGAGAAGCAACAGUUUGGAAAACGCAAUCAAAGAAAAGGAUGAGGUGAUCAAAGCAUUGCAAUCGGAGGAAUGA